AUGGGUGUCUUGAGCUGCAUGAAGUACCUGAUGUUCAUCUUCAACGUGCUGGUGUUUGCUGGGGGAACGUGCCUGGCAACCAUGGGAGUCUGGGUGGCCGUGGACCCGGCUGGUUUCCAGGGCAUCGUGGCCGCCAGGGCCGUGCUGAGCGCGGGCGCGUGGCUGCUGCUGGCCGUGGGCAUCGCCCUGUCCCUGCUGGGCUUCCUGGGCUGCUGCGGGGCCCUGCGCCGGAGCCGCCCGCUCCUGCUGCUGUUCUUCAUCCUCGUCAGCCUCGUCUUCCUCAUGCAGCUCAUUGGGGCCGUUCUCUUCCUGGUGCACUGGAAACAGAGGAACUAUGGUGGGGACGAGGGUGCUGAGGUGUUCUCCACAACCUGGAACACCCUCAUGGUCAUGGGCUGCUUCUCUACCUUCGGCAGGACCUUGCAGAGGUACAUCUCCCUCCCUGGGACCUGCAGCUUAGCCGUGCUGGGCAUUGAGAUCUUUGCCAUGUUCUUCGCCUUCUGCCUUUACUACAACUUCGACUGA
Molecule: messenger RNA, 525 nt
Organism: Melospiza melodia melodia
Lineage: Eukaryota; Metazoa; Chordata; Aves; Passeriformes; Passerellidae
Product: tetraspanin-18-like
Exons: 6
Coding region: 1-525 (174 amino acids)
Cellular component (GO): plasma membrane
Source: RefSeq, a predicted model, not a curated record